Colletotrichum lupini is the source of this 309-nucleotide messenger RNA. RefSeq lists its product as uncharacterized. The record is from RefSeq and is a predicted model, not a curated record. The coding region runs from base 1 to 309 and encodes 102 amino acids. The transcript is spliced from 2 exons. NCBI's taxonomy places the organism in Eukaryota, Fungi, Ascomycota, Sordariomycetes, Glomerellales, Glomerellaceae.
AUGGGAGAAGGCAUCAAGGCGGGUAGGAACAAAGUCAAAAUACUUUAUUUCAUCCUGGCGACUGGGGGAACAGACCUCGACAGCAGCACAGGCUGCACGGCAACAGUAGGAACAGCACUCACCUUAUCCAGGGCUCUGCCUCCCAUCUCGCACCAUGCAACGAGCAGAUCCUCGCAUCUUGGCUCCUCCCAUCGCGGCACCGCAAUGCACCUUGGUCUAGAUGAUGUCUAUCACUGGGUCAGCUUCCCGAUCGAGAGAGGCCGAUUUUUCCGGUCCAGAUUACUGCAUGCGGUGAGUCUGCACGCCUAG